Mercenaria mercenaria is the source of this 1330-nucleotide messenger RNA. RefSeq lists its product as uncharacterized. NCBI's taxonomy places the organism in Eukaryota, Metazoa, Mollusca, Bivalvia, Venerida, Veneridae. The record is from RefSeq and is a predicted model, not a curated record. The transcript has a single exon. Bases 422 to 1063 code for a protein of 213 amino acids.
UACCUUAAACUAAUAACAAAAGUUCAACACUUCUUUUAAUUACAAUUAUUUAUAUUUGCAGUGAUGGCGAGUCAUGUAACCACAUAGGUGCGUUGCUGUAUACGGUCGCAGACAUUUGUCAGAAAAGGAGAGAUGGUACCCUCUCGUCAACAUCACAGAAAUGUAAAUGGUCUAAUCCCCGAAAGAGGAAACUAAGUCCAAAAACGUCGCAGGAUGUUUCCUUCGUUAAGUACAGGUUUGAUAAGUCCUUAAGAAAACAAAAAGAAAGUGACUCUGUAAAAAAAAAAUCACACACAAAUGGAAAAAAGGAUGUACAGUUAAUGUUGAUCGAUUCAAAGAGAGACUGUUAGCUGACUCCUUAAAUGUAGGCUGGUUACAAAACUUUGAAAUCCCUUUACCUCAAGAGCCAAAACUGCCGGGCAUGCAUAGUGUGCCAUUCAAAUACAUGGAUUCAGUGGAUCUUAAAAGCGAACAAUGUCAAAAGGUAUUUAGGGGGUAUUUUGGGCACGUAACAAAUAACGUUACACCAGAACAAUGUCAGUUAAUUGAAACAUUGACCCGCGGACAAAAUUCAAGCAAAUGGAUGGAUGCAAGGAAAGAGAGAAUAACAUCUUCAGUAUUCGGACAAGUCAUUAAACGUAAAGAUAGCACUGAGCCAGACAACUUACUUAAAAGUAUGUUGUAUACAUACUUUCAAAAUCCAAAUACAAAAUAUGGAAAAACGCAUGAAAAACCAGCAAGGAAAAUGUACUCUAAGUUCAUGAACAGUAAUGGCCACAAAGGACUUCUUGUGAAAGAAUGUGGCUUUAUAGUUAGCAAGGAUAGUCCAUUUUUGGGUACAAGCCCAGAUGGGCUUGUUUACUGCACUCAUUGUGAAUCGCAGUUAGGACUUGUCGAAAUAAAGUGCCCGGCAGCAAUGAAGUGGAGAAUGAAAUCACCAAAUGAAUGUGCGAGUGAUAAAGAUUUUUUUUGUGAAAUUUCAGAUGGAAAAGUAUCACUGAAAAAAAAUCAUAACUAUUACUUCCAAGUUCAAGGUCAAAUGGGUAUCACAGGCAGGAAAUAGUGCGAUUUUAUAGUUUGGACAUGUGUUGGUAUGACAGUUGAAAGGAUCACAUUUGAUGAGGAACUCUGGGUUCAAAUGGUUAAAAAAAACUUGAACAGUUCUAUGUCACUGCUUACAUUGCAGAACUGUUUUCAAGACGAGUUCAAAGAGGUAUUCCUCUGUUUACUGCAAAGUAAAAAACUUGCUUUGAUCAAAGUACUGUUGAGAAAAAUGGUUUAAAAUUCCUGGUAGUAUUUGUACUUUCAGCAGUGUAAAAACUAUUUGCCA